CUCUCUCUCUAGUCUCUAUAAUCCGCCAACAAAAAGCAACAAAAACUAGUUCUCUUCGGGUUUUUUUUUUCUUCCUUCCUUCUUCAACAAUUCGUUUUCUCAAUUCUCAUCCAUGGCAACGCCUCUUCUCUCGCCGUCUUUCAGCUCGCAAGCGUAGAUCUAACUGCGUGCUGAUCAGAUAUUUAUGCUGAGCUUUUUUUUGGAGGAUUAGCUGUUGAGCGACCAGAGUCAACAAGGUGAUUAUGGCAACGCUGAAGUCGUCUAGGUCAAGAAAUUACGGCGCCGGGACGCCAGCAAAAGGGGGCAACAGAGACACCGGUCCGAAGCUCGAGGAGAAACUCAACGUCUUUAAAGCCGAUAGCUUCGACGCCGAUGGUUAUGUACAGUCCAAGUGUCAUUCUUUGAAUGAAAAGGAGAUUAGGCAGUUAUGCUCCUCUCUGUUGGAUCUAAAAAAGGCUUCUGCUGAGGAGAUGCGCAGAAGUGUCUAUGCUAACUAUACUGCUUUCAUUCGCACAUCAAAAGAGAUUUCAGAUCUCGAGGGUGAGCUUUCAUCAAUGAAAAAGCUGCUAUCUACUCAGGCUACUUUAAUCCAUAAUUUAGCUGAUGGAGUUCAUGUUGAUUCUUUAUCUGAAAUUGAUCCUGAUAAUGUCACACAUGACACUUCCAAUGAUGAAACAAGUGAACCUUCAGAUCUAGAGAAAUGGUCAACAGAGUUUCCUGAUUACCUUGAUGUUUUAUUAGCUGAGAGGAGAGUGGAUGAAGCCUUGUCAAGCCUUGAUGAAGGGGAACAAAUAGCUUCUGAAGCAAAGGAAAAUGGAACACUAAGCCCCACAGUCCUCUCGUCAAUACAAACUGCCAUUACAGAACGUAGGCAAAAAUUAGCGGAUCAGCUCGCUGAUAUUGCCUGCCAAACUUCUACUCGUGGUGCAGAGCUUCGUGCUGCUAUUUUAGCUCUCAAGAAGCUUGGUGAUGGUCCUCGUGCGCAUACUUUACUCCUCAAUGCUCAUUAUCAGAAAUACCAGUACAAUAUGCAGAAUAUGCGUCCAUCAAGCACCACAUAUGGAGGAGCGUAUACUGUGGCGCUCUCGCAAUUGGUAUUCUCUGCCAUUUCCCAAGCGGCCAGUGAUUCAUUGGCUAUUUUUGGUAAGGAGCCAGCUUAUACAUCUGAGCUUGUAAUGUGGGCUAGUAAGCAGACCGAGGAUUUUGCUCUCCUUGUUAAAAGGCACGCACUCUCAUCAUCUGCAGCUGCUGGGGGCCUCAGGGCUGCUGCAGAGUGUGUUCAAAUAGCUUUUGGACAUUGCGCAUUGUUGGAAGCUCAAGGACUGGCACUUUGCCCAGUGCUGUUGAAGCUCUUUAGGCCUAGUGUUGAGCAAGCACUGGAUGCCAAUUUAAAACGAAUUGAAGAGAGUACUGCUGCUUUGGCAGCAGCUGAUGAUUGGGAACUCACAUAUCCUCCAACCUCUAUGCGCCAGUCUUCAGCAUAUCAGCAUAAGCUUUCAAGUAGUGCUCAUCGGUUUUAUUUGAUGGUUCAGGAUUUCUUUGAGGAUGUCGGACCUUUGCUAAGUAUGCAAUUGGGCGGAAAAGCAUUGGAUGGUUUAUUUCAGGUCUUCAACUCUUAUGUCAACACACUCAUAAAAGCAUUACCUUCUUUAGAAGAGGAAAACAACUUUGAUGGUUCUGCAAAUAAAAUUGUCCGAAUGGCUGAGACUGAAGCCCAGCAAAUUGCUUUGCUCGCAAAUGCAUCCUUAUUAGCAGAUGACCUAUUGCCCCGGGCAUCCAUGAAGCUUUCUCCCUUCAAUUACAGGGAUGAACCUCAACGAAGGACUGAUAGACAAAGCCGUCAUCCUGAGCAAAGGGAAUGGAAAAGGCGUCUUGUGAGCACUGUUGACAGAUUAAAAGAUAGCUUUUGUCAACAGCAUGUUCUUGACCUAAUUUUUACCGAGGAAGGUGAUAGCCUUCUUACUGCAGAAAUGUAUAUAAACAUGGACGGUAAUGUGGAGGAUAUAGAAUGGUUCCCUUCUCAAAUAUUCCAGGGGCUCUAUAUAAAGCUAAACAGAAUAGCUGCCAUAGCUGCAGAUAUGUUUGUGGGACGGGAAAGGUUUGCAACGUUGUUACUGAUGAGACUCACAGAAACCAUUAUCUUGUGGCUUUCCCAAGACCAGAGCUUUUGGGAUGAUAUGGAGGAAGGACCACGACCUUUAGGCCAUGCCGGUCUUCAGCAGUUCUAUUUGGAUAUGACAUUUGUGAGAUGCUUUGCUUCCCAAGGACGCUACUUAUCUAGGAAUUUGAACCGCAUCGUCAAUGAGAUCACAUCUAGGGCAUUGUCUGCAUUUGCUACAACGGGGAUGGAUCCUUAUAGCAUUCUUCCCGAGGACGACUGGUUCACUGAGAUUUGCCAAGACGCGAUGGAGAGGCUGAGCGGGAAGCCCAAAGCUACCAAUGGGGAACGAGAUUUGAACAGCCCAACAGCUUCUGUCUCGGCGCAAUCAAUAUCCUCUGUGAGAUCUCAUGGGAGCAAUUGAUGUAUACUCAUCAUUAGACCUUUGUAAAGUAUAGAUGAACAUAUUCAUUGCAUGCAUAUAGAUUUUGCAAUACUUUCCAUAGUAAAUGCUCCAUGCACUGUUGCUCUCAUCUUGCUUGACUAGGACAACUGUUGUGACCCCAGACACUGUAAAUGGUAAUGUGAAAUCUACAUAGAAACCAGUUGCCUCC
Messenger RNA from Ipomoea nil (Japanese morning glory), 2712 nucleotides. RefSeq names its product exocyst complex component EXO84B-like. Gene Ontology annotation, cellular component: exocyst. Gene Ontology annotation, biological process: Golgi to plasma membrane transport; exocytosis; intracellular protein localization. Bases 243 to 2522 code for a protein of 759 amino acids. The record is from RefSeq and is a predicted model, not a curated record. NCBI's taxonomy places the organism in Eukaryota, Viridiplantae, Streptophyta, Magnoliopsida, Solanales, Convolvulaceae. The transcript has 7 exons.